AGCAGCACUAAAAUACAGAGUCCCGCAACCAAACCCCGGCACCAAAAGGGCCUCCGAGACGCCGAUGCUGCGCCAGGACGCCGCAACGCUCGCGAAAACAACUGACCAAAGGAGCCGGAGCGGAGCGCCGAAGCAGCGCCUGCCCCUCGCCGGCCCGGCGCAAUGAGCGCGCGAGAGCCGCGGGCCGCUCUGCCUAUGGCUGCCGGCUGCCAGCAGCGGAGGGCGGGGCGUCAGCGCCGAGUCUCUCCGGGUGAAACCGCGCUGGGCGCCGCCGCCGCCGCCGCUGCUACGUUGUGCCUUCCGCGUCUGGCUCCGGCGAGCGAGGGGAGCUGCUGCCCGCGGCAGGGCGCGAGGGCCGGCCGGGCCGCUGGGAGCGAGGCGCGGGGCGCCCGCCGCUGCCUUCCGAGCGCGCAGGCAGAGGCGGCGCCUGGGGAGCGCCGGCGCGGCCUCCGGCUUCUCGGGGGGCGCUCGGGGCGGCCGCCGCCUGCUUCUCCCGGCCGCGCCGCCUCACCAUGUCCGCAGCCGGGGGCGGCGGGGCGGGGACUUCCAAGGCGCUGCCUUCCUCCGGCCCCAAGUCCCUGCGGGACAUGCCGCACCCGCUGGCCGCCUCCAGCAGCGAGGAGGCGGGCGCCGAGCUCACGCCCAGCCCGGACUUCCAGCUGCCUCGCAGUCUCGCGGACAAGGAUCUCAGCUUGCCCAAUGGUACUCCUGUAGACACUUCUAGCCCAGCUUCCUCUUCCUCCCUUCUCAAUAGACUGCAGCUGGAUGAUGACUUGGAUGGCGAAAUGAGAGACCUCUUUGUCACUGUUGACGAUCCAAAAAAGCAUGUCUGUACGAUGGAGACCUACAUCACAUACAGAGUCACAACAAAGACCACACGAGCAGAAUUUGAUUUGCCAGAGUAUUCCAUGCGCCGAAGAUACCAGGAUUUUGACUGGCUGAGGAAUAAACUUGAAGAAUCUCAGCCAACUCAUCUCAUUCCCCCUCUUCCAGAGAAGUUCGUGGUUAAAGGAGUUGUUGACCGAUUUUCAGAAGAAUUUGUUGAAACGAGGAGGAAAGCCUUAGAUAAAUUUUUGAAAAGGAUCGCUGAUCACCCGGUGCUUUCUUUCAAUGAACACUUCCACGUGUUUCUUACUGCCAAAGAUCUUAAUGCAUACAAAAAGCAAGGGGUGGCUUUGCUUUCCAAGAUGGGAGAAUCAGUAAAAUACGUCACAGGAAGCUAUAAGUUAAGAAGUCGACCGUUGGAGUUUGCAGCCAUUGGCGACUAUUUAGAUACCUUUUCUCUGAAGCUUGGAACCAUUGAUAGAAUAGCACAGCGGAUCAUUAAAGAAGAAGUGGAAUAUCUGGUGGAACUUCGAGAGUAUGGUCCCGUUUACUCAACCUGGAGUGGAUUAGAGCGGGAGCUGUCAGAACCUCUUGAGGGAGUGUCUGCCUGCAUUGGGAACUGCUGUACAGCUCUUGAGGAGCUGAGUGAAGAUAUGACUGAAGAUUUCCUACCUGUUCUCAGAGAGUACAUUCUGUAUGCAGAGUCUAUGAAGAAUGUGUUGAAGAAAAGAGAUCAGGUUCAAGCAGAGUAUGAAGCCAAACUGGAAGCCGUGGCCCUAAAAAGGGAAGACCGUCCCAAGGUGGUGCCCACAGAUGUUGAGAAGUGCCAGGACCGAGUGGAGUGCUUCAAUGCGGACUUGAAGGCUGACAUGGAAAGAUGGCAAAACAACAAGCGCCAAGACUUUAGGCAGUUGCUUAUGGGAAUGGCAGAUAAAAACAUCCAAUAUUAUGAAAAGUGCCUUACGGCGUGGGAGUCUAUUAUACCACUGUUGCAAGAGAAACCUGAGACCAAAUAAGAAGCCACACUUUUUUCGCCACAUACCACAGACCUCUGACCAAGUGCACAGUACCACUGGAGAUACACCUAUGCACGACUUUGUGUGAUUUCCCUCUUUCCCCCUUUCCCCCUUCCAGAUGAAAUGCUGCCUGUGCUGAAUCUUGGGACAGACCAACUUGGGAGUGUUUGCAACUCUAUAUUUUUGCCACCUUUUUUAUUAAACCAUCUGAAUUGGCCUAUGAGGUGAUCCCUUGGCUAAUGGCAGAUGAAAACACAGGGAUUUAUUCUUCUCUUGGAUCACUUUAUAGUGAAUGAAGCUGCUGAGUGGAACACUAAAAUAAUAAUAAAAAAACUCUUAAAUGUAAGGUGCCAACAUGACAUCUUUAUUGCCCUCCCUUUUUCUUGCCAGCCAAGUUAAAUCGUGGUUGAUUAUGUAAAAGAGGCAGUUUUUUCCCACUCAAAUCUUUUUUUAAAAACUUUAUGUGGAAAGAGAAUAUGGAUGGUAGACGAUAACUACUGGAUUCUGAACGGUCUCUGAAUUAUCUUGUGGCUUUUUGGUUGGCCGAGCCAAGAACAGGGGAAGGAGUUGUCUUGGUGGAAUGUUCUAGGAACUUGGCAACAUUUUUUUGAGGUAAACUUUGUAAUCUGACCAGGAGGUGUGGCAUGCAGUCCAGUUUCUACAGCCUUGCUAGCCAUUUGGGGGGAUAAUAGGAUGGGAAGAUGUCAGUGUACUGCCCUAAGAGCACAGUUUUUUAAAAAAUUCAGUUGAUUUUUUUCCCUUCUAGAAUGGCUGGCAUUUUUGACUUAGGAUAAAUCUCCUUUUCUGGGGGCCCAAGUCUUGAUAAAAAUUACAACACAAUUUUACCUCAAGCUUAUUUGUGAAAAUUGAUGCAUGGGAUGAGGAGCAGGGAUGAGGAGACUUUAGAUUGGUGGGGGGGAGACACAAGUCCAGUUUAUGCAUAAAUCCAGUUUAUAUGUAACAUUACUCUUUAUGUUCUUUGACGAAUCCUUAAAAAAAACCCAUGUGGCAUGUGCCGAGUGAGGAGAGAAUGGAUAAUGCUUAAGCCAACAAGAUUUAUUGGCUUAACGUGACAAGCACUAGUGCAGCAAACUUUCUUUCAUAGUCUUCAGCUCGUACUUAGUUUAAGGAAGAAGGCUUGCCAAGGCAGACAGCUAAUCCUAGCACAUUCGCUUUGCUUAUCUUUUGUCAUAAUCAUGAAGCCAAGUAGUUCCUGCAGCCAUUGCCUUUUAUGUAGAUGUGUGUGUGUGUGGAACAAGUAAUAUUUUACUUAAUACUUAUAGCUAAACUGUACCACUAUAUAAAUACAGUUGUCUGUUUUUCCUCCAUAACCACCAAUGCGUUUGAGUGCUCAGCUCACUUCUGUCCAUUUUCGCAAGAAUAUUUAAACUGUUCAAACAUGCCAUGGUGUGUUUUCCCUCAGCUUUCCAUUUUAUUUUGCACAAUAACAUAUGCAAACCACAAGCUUCCCUCCUUCCACUUUAGUUCUUAUACUGCCCUCCCAAACUUUUAACACACAAGCUUGAAGAGAAUUGUGGUAAGAUUGGCUGAUUCCCCCCCGCCCUCCCCGUGUAUCCUAAACCACUUGUAGCUCUGCUGAGGUCUUGAAACUAAAUUUGAAUUCAUUAGGUCAGCAAUUCAAAUUAAUCAUUGAUUCUUAAAGGGCCAUCUUUCACACUGUAUUCUUAAAGGGGUUUGUGGGGACAGGGAUAUGUAUAUAUAUUUGGGCACUGUAAAUAAUGGCAAUUGCUGUAUCAAGAAAUAUCAGUCACGGAUUUUAGCUGGUGUAACUGCACGUGGGUCAAAACAAAGAGAAAGGUGUACUUGAUUGUAGAGGCAUGUAUAAUAGAAGAAACAGUCCCACCUGUGUGUACCAGAAGGGGAAAUGUCUAAUGGCCAAGCUAAAUAUUGCUCAGAAGAUGUACGAAGGGUCAACCAUUGGGUUUUGGAAAAACUAAACCACUCUCUCUGUGUGAAAAUGGCUCUUUAUGUUCACAAACCCACCCCCCUUCAAGAUUUCCAUCCGUGAGAAAUACAGGAUCCCCAGAAAAGCAGAUUGUUUUUUUCCAAUCUAAUGGACAAAUGGCAGGAGGGGAAAUUGGGUUAAGUAGCUCCCCUUCAUGUCUCUACUCAAACUAGUAGCCUACAAGUGGCUCUUUCUCUUUUUUGAAUAGAAAACUAGACUCUUAACUUGCCCUGUGUAAUAUUUUGGUUGGCCCCAAGAUGGCACCCAUCAUCAACAGUUUUUGAAUGAUUAGAAAACUCACAAUUUAAAAAAAAUAAAUCCCAAUUAAUUGGUGACAUCUUUUUAGUCUGUCAGUUUGUAGCUGCUCUAAGGGAGUCGCUGAUUUUUUUCAACCUUAAUGGGCUAAGAAGAGUGUAAACUUAGGCUUCAUUUCAUAAAGUGGAACAUUUGUUGUGUGUUGAAUAAGGUGCCUUAUGUGAUAAUUAUUUGAAUUAAGUUUAGGGCAAAAACCUCCCAAAGAGAGCUGAAACUUACAAUGGUUUCUAAGACUACAGUGUUACGAAACCUGAGUAUCAAGUUUCAUUGAACCUGGAAGGUUUGCUUUUCAGACCCAAUUCCUCAAUCUUUAGACAAGGUUAGCUUUUCCAUUGUCAUUGUGGUCCUAUUUAUUUAUUAUUGCAGACCAGUUUUUAUGGGGAUGGGGUUGGAGGAAUUAUGUGGUUCUACUUCUGAUCUGAGCUACUUUAAUUUCUGCUUUCCCUCCCUUUCUCUUAUAGAAUGAAUACUUUGGAGGAAUAGGGUUGUCAGGUGGUCCCCCCCCCAAAAAAAAACAGGACAGGGGCCCUGGCACUUACCUUUUUAAAUGACUUGUGCUUACAUGCUCCUGGCCCCAGUGUGAUGGACUCAUUUCCAGAAGUGACAUCAUUGCUGGUAUGCAAGAAGCCAGGCAGGCUGACUGGCCAGCCCCUCCCCGGCACAUAGGAGGCUGGGCGGCUGGGCGAGCGGAAUAGCUGCUCCUCUGGAGCACAGGAAAUUGGGCAAGUGGACAAACCGUUCCCUUGUUAUGCAAGUGUCCAGUACUUUCACUCUGUUUCCCCUGUGCAGUCCAACAAAAAAACAAACUGUCCAGGGGAAAACUGGACCUGACAACCCUAUGGAGGAAUGACCAACUGUAGACACUUCUCCAGCUCAUAUCUGGGUUGAAUUCCCCCUCUUUCUAGACUGAACAAUGUAUAUUAAUUGUGUUUUUUGAGACUUAAUAUAGUGGCUAAGAACUGGGAACUGUUCAGUUCAUAUUUUACCUCAGCAAUGAAUUCGUUAGGUAGCCUCGGGCAAACCACUAUCUGUAAGUCCCACAUAACAGAUUUGGGGAGAGGUGGGAUGGAUGAAAAUACUUAGCUGUUUUAUAGGGUGGUUUGUAAGGACUUAUGAAGUAAUGGUUUACAUCCAGAUGAGCAUGAACAUGGAUGGAAGGACUUCUGUCUACAAAGUAUGACUUUCUCAGCUUUCCCCUCUAACUACAGCCCCAAAAGCUACUCCCCGAAAUGCUAUUCUUGGUGGUUCCCAGAAGGAGGAAGGUGUGAAAGUCGUGUUGUCCAGGUGGAAUUCCUUCUACCCAUGGAUCCAAGCCUAUGUAUAUAAAGCUCAUUAGAAUAUUUUAAGUGCUGUGUAAAUGCUGGCUCUCUGAUACCUAGCUUGAGGGGGGGGGGAGGCAGAAAACCUAGACUAAGUGGUUACAUGACUACAUGUGUUUGGAUUGUUAAAAGUGAGCUUUAACUUUUUUGUAUGUGUAAUUUUCUUGUAAUCCCCAAAGAAGUUCUGUAUCUUUUUGCAACAUUUCCUACACCAUCUGUUCUGUGUAAAGCCUUAUCUACAUUAGACUCUUUUCUGGAAAUGCAUUUGGAUACGUAAGAGCAACAGGUGAUUUGGGAAGGUUUCUCCCAUCUGAAACUUAAACCAGUAGUUCACAAUUUGUUUCUUAUUUGGUGAUUGAUGAUCAAGCAAAAAUUUCAAAUGCAGCUACUGGUGGUUAAAGCAUCUAGCAAUAACCUUGUGUUUGUGUCACAAUUCGCUUGUAAGGUCAAAAAUAUCUUCAUGCACAAAUUGCAGAGUGUGGUGGUACUCUAGUAGGAAACAAGAAGUAUAGGCUGGUGCUGAACAGAAAUUUGCUAUUUUGUUAGCUUUCAAGAUGUUUCAAGAUUCUUCUUUUACAUUCCCAAAAUGUGUGUGCUAAGUUUGAUCCAUUGGGAACACGCUUCAUUCAGAAUGAAUAAGUAAGUGGAUUGUGCCAUGGGCAUAACAAUGCCCCCAAAUUAACAGUUUUAUGUAGCUGUAGGACCCCGCAUCAUGGUAAUUUCUGUUAAACGGAUAGAUGUAUUACAGAGCCUGUGUUAUGGUGAAGUGAAAACCUGUUAACGAAGGCCUUGUGUAAUAAAUUGAAUGUCCUUGAUUUUCCACAUGCAUCCCAAUAAAAUUUGAUAAUAACACAACGGUGUGCUUACAAAUCUUAAGGCUGUUUUGAUAGAUUGUCUUAUCACUGAUUCCCAAAUCUGAAUGUUGGCAGUAUUCAUUUCUGGAAGCAUGCCUUUAAACCACCAACCUUCAAUAGAGCUUUGCAGUUGCAGUAUAUGUUAUUCCAAGCCUCCUGCAAGAAUCAGGGCACAGCUGGCAGACUCUUCCCCUUUCGUCCUGCAGUGGAAGGGAAGGUGUUUCAUAGCAAGAGGAAAAAGGGGGGGGGCGCUUUCUGAAAAAGACAGCCCUUUAGUCUCUGAAUUGAGACCUGCAAAAUGUCUUUAUUUUGGUCCAAAAUCUGCACUGUUUCAUUUGCACAAAAUGAUGUCUGACAGUUCCUGCAUGUAACCAUAUAUGCGCAUGUGCACUGGAGGUUGUCUGCAUGUACUUGAGUCAAACUGAUGGUUGGCCCAUUCUGUUUGGUUCUUGCCCACCCACCAUCACCGAUAUAAUUAUUGCUACCAGAGAUGACUUAUGCCAACCAUAUGUUUGGACACAGACACAGAAGUCUUGAUCAGGUCCAUGGACAGGAAUAGGUUUGUAUUCAGUAAACAGACUACCUGUUCAGAUUGUAAAGCUGUUCCAUGUUUUAAAGGUUUCCUUGUCCCCUGCUAGCUAGUGCGUUUUCAUUCCAGGAAGCUAGAUUGGUAAUUUAUUUAUUGUAUUUCUAGACCGCCCUCCCCGUCAGACAGGCUCGGGGCGGUGUAACAACAUACAAUUUAUAACAUACAGUAAGAUUGCCACCUAAUUGCAUUUUCAUUGCUUUUUCUGAAAAAAUGUCAAUGCUUAUAACUCUAUCACUAGUUCCUGCAUUUUGAGCAAGGUUUUUCUUACUCUGAUCAAAUGAAGGUCUUUCUCAAAGGGCAAUCAUUUCUAAACUUGGUAAGGUUAAAACAAUUGUAGCUUUUUACCAAAUGUUUUUUGAUAAAUGUAAAAUGUGGAAUUUUACAGUUAUGAAGAUGAAAAUAUUUAGUGUAGCUUUUUUCCCUAGCACUUUGUAAUGUCAAUGGAAAAGUGAUCGUGGUAUUGAUAGAGAGCUCCAUUCCCUUACCUCUCCCAGGAUACUGGGCAGUUUUAGCCAAAUAUCAUGCUUUUGAUCAGGGCUUUUUUUCUGGGAAAAGAGGUGGUGGAACUCAGUGAGUUGC
Messenger RNA from Eublepharis macularius, 7463 nucleotides. RefSeq names its product sorting nexin family member 30 (gene SNX30). NCBI's taxonomy places the organism in Eukaryota, Metazoa, Chordata, Lepidosauria, Squamata, Eublepharidae. Gene Ontology annotation, cellular component: cytoplasm. The transcript is spliced from 9 exons. The record is from RefSeq and is a predicted model, not a curated record. The coding region runs from base 513 to 1841 and encodes 442 amino acids. Gene Ontology annotation, molecular function: protein binding; phosphatidylinositol binding.